AUGACCGCAGCCGAAGAGAAACCAGAGGUUGACCAGCAAUCCGCUGAAGUAGCCAAAACCUCUGGCAGUCUGAAAGAGAAGGAUGCCGAGAACCCGAUGGCUGGGUACAUUCCCCAGGCCGACGAGGAAUACAACGUCACGUUGAAGACAUGGUGUGUUGUGCUCAUUCUAUCCAUGUCCUACGGCAUCAGUUUCUGGAUUGUGCCUUCCAUCAGCGCUUGCCAGACGGUUACUGCGACGCAGCUCGGCGAUCCGAGCGCCGCCGCCUUCUAUGUCUCGCUGUACACGAUGACGGUUACUAUCGCUUUCAUGGUCUGCGGAGCGAAUAGUGAUCUGUUUGGGCGUCGGUGGUUCAUUGUGGGUGGGAAUGUGAUUCUCUUUAUAGGCUUCAUCGUUGGUGGUUCUGCGAAGAAUAACACGGCGAUGCUAGCGGCGAUGUCCCUGAUCGGAUUCUGGCGCGCCGCCGCUAUCGUGCUUGCUGAUGCCGGAGUGUACUUCGCGGUCGUAGUCGGACCUGUUGCAGGACGCUUUGCGGCAGAGCAUGGUGAUUCAUGGCGAUGGCUGUUCUACGCACCGGCCAUCACCGUGUUCUUUAGCUUUCUCGGCCUCUACUUCUUCUACUUCCCUCCGAAGCAUCCCCGAGGUCUUCCCACAAAGCAAGCCUUCCGCGAGCUAGACUACGUCGGCGCCCUCCUCUUCAUCCUCUCCGCGACCCUCAUCCUCGUCGGCAUCGUCUACACCACGACCCUCCCAUCCAGCGAUCCGAAAGUCAUCGGCACGCUCGUCAGCGGCUUCGCAUGUCUUCUCGUCUUCGGCUGCUGGGAGACCUUCGCUCCUCUCAAGCAACCGCUCACACCUCCUCACGUGUUCACCCGCGACAAGGGGCGUGAGCUCACCUUCCCGUUCAUCGUCGGCUUCGUCGUCACCAUGUUCUACUACGCCAUCAACGUCAUCUAUCCGACGAUGAUCUCCGUCUUUUUCACCGACGCGACGACAGACUUCAAGUAUGGCAUCGUGUUGACGUUGCCGCAGAACCUAGGUCUCUGUUUCGGCGCCGCCCUCCUCACAAUCUUCGGCCGCAAGAUCGGCCACUGGAAAUGGACACUAACCGCCUCCGUAACCGUGAUGGUCGUCUUCGGCGCGCUGCUAGCGCUCGGGAAUCCGAACAGGAAGGGCAUGAUGAUCGCGUUUGUGUUCCUCGCCGAAACAGGCUUCGGAUGGGCGCAGUACCUCUCCAUUGCCUUCAUCCAGUUCGGCGUGCCGCAGGUCGAACUCGGUAUCUCUGGCGGUCUGGCCGGCGUGUCGCGCUUUGCCGGAGGAGCGAUCGCUAUCUCAGUCUACACCACCAUCCUGACAAACGUGCAAUCCAAGCAAGCCGCCACGCUCGUCCCGGCCGCCGCCAUCGCCGCCGGUCUGGCCCCCUCCAGCGCCCCCGCGCUCCUCGCCGCGCUACCGCUGGGCGCCUCCGCCCUCGCGCAAGUCCCGGGCAUCACGCCCGAUAUCAUCGCUGCGGCUGCUGCCGCCUUCCAGCAAAGCUACGUCGUGGGGUUGCGGACGACGGCGCUGAGUAGCCUUAGCUUUGGCAUUUGCGCUAUCAUCGCGUGUCUGUUCUGUAAUGAUAUCGGGCAUAAGAUGGAUGAUAAGAUUGAGGUGUUUUUGGAGAACGAUGAGAAUGCGGAUAAGAAUAAGUAUCAUUGA
Trematosphaeria pertusa is the source of this 1698-nucleotide messenger RNA. Its product is annotated as MFS general substrate transporter. Gene Ontology annotation, biological process: transmembrane transport. The coding region runs from base 1 to 1698 and encodes 565 amino acids. Lineage: Eukaryota; Fungi; Ascomycota; Dothideomycetes; Pleosporales; Trematosphaeriaceae. Gene Ontology annotation, molecular function: transmembrane transporter activity. The transcript has 6 exons. The record is from RefSeq and is a predicted model, not a curated record.